Messenger RNA from Anthonomus grandis grandis, 7507 nucleotides. RefSeq names its product biotin--protein ligase (gene Hcs). Lineage: Eukaryota; Metazoa; Arthropoda; Insecta; Coleoptera; Curculionidae. The record is from RefSeq and is a predicted model, not a curated record. Gene Ontology annotation, molecular function: biotin--[biotin carboxyl-carrier protein] ligase activity. Gene Ontology annotation, cellular component: cytoplasm. Gene Ontology annotation, biological process: protein modification process. Bases 335 to 3583 code for a protein of 1082 amino acids. The transcript has 18 exons.
AUUUGGCUGUUGGACAUCGAUCAGACGCUAGCUUCACACACAUAAUUAUCUAUGAAUUUGCGAAAACUGCAUUUUUGCAAGCUGGCAUCACUGUCAAUGCGCAUAUCCAGAAUCCAGUUUGUUUUCGUAUUUUGGUGGGUGAAACAGAUAUUCGCUGCAACUUCUUCGCAACUUCCAAAUCUUAAAUAGAAACUUUUGUUGAGGUCAUACAGUUCAUCAGGUCUAAUCACAAGAAGAAAUCACAAAAAUCCUACAUUAGGUAGCUUAUCCAUCCAUACAUUGGGUCGAAUGAUGCAGCAGGUUUGAAGUCCAUCGCCGAACUAGAAAGUAAAUCAUGUUAUUCACGCUCUACUACAUGUACGCGACAUUUGUGCAAUGGUGGAAAUUAGGUGCCCUUAAAAAUAAAUUGAGAGGGACCCUAAGUUCUAAUAAUGCCUUAUUAGUAUGCGACGAGAAGGUUAUUUGCGAUACUAGGAAAAAUAGGAGCAUUGAGAAUUUGCUUUUUAAAGAAGAAAAUAGGAUUGGUGUUACUGUAGUACCGAAGCAAAAAAUCAACCUUAGUUCACAAUGGCUGUACUUUCCAAGAGAUUCCAGAUAUUUUCCUAUAUUUUUUAACCAAAGCAGAGCUCCUAUCUACAGCCCAAAUAUAUACGUUUUAAUUCAAGCGAUCUUAGAGUCCUAUAAAAAACAUCAAGCCGAAGUAUUAGAGAUUGAGAAUUUCGGAGAAUUAGUAGCUUGGAAAGUUACUGACCAUUUUGAGGCCAUUCUAAAAACGGAUAUGGAUAAGUUGACGAAACUAAUUCAUUGUUUCUCUCAAAGAGAUUGUGAUAUUAACCAUGAGCUUCAGUUGCUAAAAAUAGAAACUAUUGACAUUGAUGGUGUUGCUAAAAGAAUCGUUUAUGAAAGGCAGUAUUCUAUAGAAUCUUCCCAAAAAUAUUCUUUAGCGCCUGUGCACUGGAAGAAGUUUGUUAAGGAUGUCAAGGACCUGUACUCAAAAAUUAGAGAUGCCACCAAUCCUAAAAUAACUAUUGACAAUGGCACGCCAAAACCAGAAGAAGUGAAAAUAGUUCCUGUUUCUGAAGUUAAGCCUAUUAAAAAGGAUAAAAAAGCAACCGAGGAAAAGAAUACAUUGGACGUAAAUUGUUCAGACUAUAGGAGACACAGAAGUACAGAGCAUAAACACAGAAAACAUCGUUCUAAAGAUGAGGCAGAAUCGCCGAGAUCUCAGAAACUUACCGAUAAGGACAAGGAUGAAAGAACUGAGACUAGUGUCGUAGUGGAGGAUGAAGUAGAAGGUCUGAUAAUCGAAGAAAAAGAUAUGCAACCUGAAGCUGGACCUAGUAGACAGCAUAUAGAAGAGGUUGAAUUUAAACAUGAAGAAAAUAAGGAAAUCAAAGAAAAAAAACAAAAAGACCAUAGGGAACACAAAGAACAUAGGCAUAAGGAAAAACAUAAACACAAAAAGGCAGAAAGCAAAGACAGAGAAAGUAAAGGAGAGAGAAGUAAAGAGAAAGCGUCAACUGAAGAGCAUCAACCUAGUGAUUCUGGUGCGCAAAAAAAGUCAGCCGAGAAAAUUAAAAAGGAAGGAAGAACCUCUAGUAAGGAGAAAAAGCUUGUCAGAGCAUCGGCUACUUGUGAUGAGCCUACCGACACUAAUAAAGUUCAAGGUACAACUCAAAUACAAAAUGGCUCAGUUUCUCAGAAGGUAAACCCUGAGAAAUUCACAGAAACUGUGCCUGAAACCGCUAGUUUAAAUGAUCCAAAUAUAGAAGUAGAAUCACCGGCAGAUUCGGACGAUUUCACAGGAGACAGAAAAAUGUUACAAAAUGCAAAACCUUUGAAUGUUUUAGUGUAUUCAGAAAGCUCACUUGCUAGAACUAACGUUAAGGAAGCUCUUGAAACUAUUUUAAAUAAAUUAAGAUAUACAAUUUACGAUCUCCCAAAAGGUGGCAGCCUUGCAUGGCGCGAAACGGCUGCGCUAGUUGUUGUGUGUGGCAACGUGGAUCCCAAAUUGACUUAUCAUUUAAUGAAGUAUCUUUUAAAUGGCGGACAGUUACUUUGCCUUUGUAGUGACUUACUGUAUAGUGUUUUACACAAUUUUACUACUGCAGAGGUCAGAGAGCACGAAUUAGUUCGUUUUACUUAUGGCAAGUGGCGAAACGUGAAAAUGAUGCACCACGUUUUUUGCUACCAAGCAUCUCCUGCGAAAAAACAAUUUUCCAAAGACUCAGACGCGUCAAAUCAAAGUAGCGGCAACGGAUCGAGUCCGAUUGCUCCCAAAACUCCAUCCACUGUUGAAAUUCAGCACGGCGGCAAAGAUUAUACCAUCCAAGUACAAAUCUUAGGCGCAGAAGAAACGUGGCAGACGCCUAGUUUGUUACUGGCAUCUGUUAAAGGAACAGAAGGAAAGGCCGUCUUUUCGCAGAUUCAUCUAGAAAUUGAUCCAGUCGAAUAUGAAGAGGAUGAAAACUACUACAAAGCUCUCACAGGCAGCAAUCAAGAUCGACUAGAUAUUCUUAAAGAUCUUUUGGUCAAUCAAUUAGGAUUAGAUUGUAAUAAUAUAGAAGAUCCUGUUUUGACCCCCGCUUAUUUUUUGGGUUGCCAUGAACUUAAAUUGGCCAUGAUGUCGGAAUCUCAUUCAAUAAAAGAAGACGAAAUGACUGUUGGUGACAUGCACGUUCUUUUUUGUGGAAAGGAUGAUCCUUAUGAUGAACCGACAACAAAGUUUCUGCCGAUUCUUGUGCAUGCGUGUCCACAGAAUUUUAAUACUGUUAGCUAUUUUGAUACAUUGAACACUAAGUAUAUUGGGAGACUGGUUAUUUACAGUGACGUUAUGGCUACUACACAUCAACUAGUAAAGCAUUCACAGCUGUCACAUGGAAUUGCUGUAAUUACAAGACAGCAAUUGGCAGGAGUUGGUCGCUCAAAGAAUAGAUGGUUAAGUCCCGCUGGUAGUGCUUUGUUUUCCCUACAGUUACAUAUUUCAACAAUAACAAAUUUAGGAAAAUCUCAGGGUUUAAUACAGCAUUUAAUCAUGGUUGCGGUCGUCAAAGCAGUUAAACACCUUACUGGAAAUCAUACCGAUAUACAUUUAGGUAUUAAAUGGCCAAAUGACUUGUAUGCGAAUGGCAUUAAGAUUGGUGGAGCUAUGGUUACAUCAACUAUAUUAGGCGAGUUAGCUUCAAUUAAUAUUGGUUGUGGCGUAAAUCUCUCAAACUCUCUUCCAACCACGUGUAUAAAUGACAUUAUUAAGAAUGUGAACCAACAGAAAAACUCCGGCAUUCCUGAAAUUAGCCAUGAAAUGUUUUUCGCGCAAGUAUUUAAUGAGACUGAAAAAUUAAUAGACAGGAUGCAGGUCGGAAACUUUGAUUACUUUUACGACUAUUACUAUGAGUACUGGUUACACAAUGAUGCCGUGGUAACAGUAACAAAGCAAGGUAAGCUUCAACAAGCAAAAGUAGUUGGCAUUAGCGAUCAAGGCUACCUCAAAGUCAAAUCUGCCAAUGGAGAAAUCGAGGUAGUACAUCCGGACGGAAACACUUUUGAUAUGUUAAAAGGCCUUAUUUACCCCAAAGACUUUUAGAUUCUUCUUUAAUAGGGCUUGCCCAUUCAGCAUACCUUAUGGGGGUCAAUAUAUUUCUUAUAUUGAACCAUAUCAUCUCCAGUUCCCGAUUUACCAGAGAGUUAAAAGCAUAAGGUACAGUAUGUAUAUGUCUUAUGGACCACUGGUGUAGUAUUUUCCUUAAAAACCAACUGCGCCCUAACACCUUUAAUAACUCUAUUUAAGGUGAAUACAUCUGGGAAUUCUUUACUUUAUCUGGAAACGAAAGAAUUAUAAUUACAUAAAUUAUUACAACUGUCAAUCACAGAGCAUAAAGACAUUCUCCAAUUAGUACUCUGUACCAUCUUCACAAUCCCCAGGACACUGUGGGUCAUCGGAUGAUGACAUAACUUUAACUGUGUUUUUAUUACGGCAUACUCUUUCAAUGUGACUCUGCUUACCACAGCUAUGACAAUUCCACUUCGCUACAGGACAAGUAGUUUAGUUGUGAUAACGCCCACAUCGAUAACAUGAUGAGUUUUGACUUUUAACUGCAUUUAAAUUUUAAUCUCUGCUCGGCUAAAUUCAAUUUUUUUAACUCAUGGCCUUAUAAUAAAAACCAUAGCCUCCAUAGCCACUGCGGUUUUACAAGAUUCAGCAAAGUUAAAUUUUCAGUGCUUAAUAACUUUUUUUGAAUGUCUUCCCUAGGGCUAGGCCACAGACCAACCUAUCACGUAAAGCUUCAUCUAAGAAUGAGUUAAAGUUGCAAUGUUGUGAUGCAUUUCUUGGCCUUACAGAGAAAUUAGACAGACUCAUUUUCAAAUUGCUGCAAUUUAUAAACUUCAAAGCGUUAGGCCACGAGUCUAAGUGGAGAAAAAUGUUUAUUUAGCACAUUUACAACCUCAUCAUAUGUUAAAGUGGAUGGAUUUCCGGGAGCAAUCAAAUUCUUUAAGAUGACGUAAGUCUGUCCACCAAUUAAUGUUAUGAAAUAACUUAACUUACGAUUAUCUGGGACCUCAUUAACAAUAAAAAAAUGCCUCAUCCUCUCCAUGUAACUUUCGAAGUUUAACGCAACGCAACUGGGGUCAUAAAACUUCUCUUCCAAAAAACUACUGCUAAAACUAAACGUGAUAGUAUCCUGACUUAACCUAGAUUAACCUAUUUGCAGAGUGUCUAGCGUCAUAUCAAUGUGAAGUCUUUAAGGCACGUAAGGGUUUCACUAAACUAAAGCUAUAUUUCUACAAUACAUGACAAAACUAUGUUUAAUAAUAACACAAAUACAAGGUUAGCAAAAGCUAUAUUUUGAUUACAAAAUAUUGACAAAAAGCAAUUAGGUUAAAUGCCACGCAAUUACACAUUCAAGGUGUAAACCAACAUUACAUUUAGAAGAGUGUUUUCGUACAUUUGAUUUGCCGACCAUACAUUUUCCUUGCUUGCCUUCAGGAGUUCCUUUCCCUUUCAUAUUUAAAUAUGAUCUUCGAAGCUUCUUUAGGUCUGAAAGCGAGUUCACCCUUAAAAAAGCUUUGGCUACAGCUCUCCUGAAGUCUAAUAUUGGACUACCAUUUGCGGCAAUACAAUAGACUGCAUGAACACUUAAAAGCACCAUAUAUUUAUUGUACUUAGCUAUUGCGCUGAGGGAAAAAUAGUUCUUUUUUUGUUUCGUGAUAGGGAGCUUGACACCGCUAUUGUCUUUCUACAAUACCACUAAUUUAUUGUUGGUCUGCUAAAAACCUUAUUCUUAAUAUCCCCUCUUUUCUUCAAGGUUUCAAAGGACAAGGACCCAUUCGGUUAUUGCGCACUAUUCCAGACGCGCAGAUCUCAUCAGAUAGCUCUCGCAUAAGCUCAUAACUGGUAAAAAAGUAAACCAGUGAUUAGAUGGAUUGUUGACCAUUUCACUUUUUUUUAAGAUAACAGAAGACCCUAGACUCGCACUGGCAACACAAUAGAUUUGUUUCAAAUUUUUUGCCCCCAAAUACUCCAGUAUAAAAGCAAAAAACUGUCUUUAAGCAGCACAUUGCGCAUCAUGAUUGAACCCAAAUCGAAGAGGCUUUUCCCUAAUAAAUUGAUUCAAGUAAGGAUGACCAGUAAACCUAUAAUUUGUUCGUCAAUACUCAGGAUGCGACUAAAAGAUAUCAGGUAUAAUUUAUUGAACCUAAUGAUGGGUCUUACUUUAUAAAGCUUGCCUCAAUCUUCUGGCUUGGCCGAUAUAAUUGAAUUGUCAUUGAAAAGUAUAUUUCUAGGUAGCGAUUUCUAAGCAUGCAUUUUCUUAUGUCCACGUAGACAUUUCUAUGUUUGUCUUCUGACCAAUACAUUUGUUUUUGUGGACGGAAUAAUAUUUAGGCAAUGCCAGUAUGCCUCGAAAUUUAUUUAGGUACACAUUCUCUAGAAAAAGUGAACUCAUGUCUGUUAUUCUAAGCUUCAUAACUUGCACUUUCUCUAACAAUGUAGAUCAUCAGGUCCCCAUCAAAGAAUAGAUCACAAAACUUCGACUGGUAAUUUACUGCGAAUUUUGUCUUUAAUUUUUUGCCAGCAAAUAUCGCGUACUGACUGGCCCUCAGUUAAAUUAGCCAAUACAGUAGAACUGGCUUUUUCUACCUGUUCCCAGGCUGGAGAUUGACUGCCAGAAUUUCAGAUCUUUUGGGCGCUUGCGAAGUCGUGUUAAAUCUUAUCUGUUUUGAAGUAGAAUAGCUUGGCUUCGGCUAAUCAGAUUUGGAUGUCCUCUUAGCAUCUGCGAGGCCGUGAAGUUUAAUAUUUCCUGGAAGAUCAAGGGGAACGGAAUAUUGUAAGAUAUCCCUAUCUAGAUCUUCAGAAUCUGUUAGGCAAACUACGUGCUCUGGUGGAACUUCAACAAUGUCGAUGUAGGUCUACUCACUUUGAUUUUCUGGAUCUUCUAUAUAAGCCUCAAGUUCUCUAAAAGAGCGGAAGCCUUUCUAAAAAGAGAGGAAAAAGUACAUAACAUGUGCUACGAUUCUCAUUUGGGUAUCGGAACACAAAAGGCCGCUACAACCGCAUUUUUAUUAUUUUUUGUGUAACUAUACUUUUUUUAUAUGCUAAAGGGUCCAGUCAAUCCACAAUUAAAAAAAAAACUCUUGGCAAAACUGAUCUAUCAACAAAUAGUAAUGAAAAUAUAAGUAUUUAAAAAGAUCAACCUCCCCGCCACAAAUCUUCAUAAUUAACUAAAUACGUUUAUAUUUGCGCCACUAAAAUAUCUUAAACCGACAAAAUCACAUACGAUAAUGUCUAAGAAAGAAGAAGAAAUUAGAAUUCCCCAAAUCGGGGAUCGUGGCAGCAAUGGGUCAAAGGAACGAUUAGGAACUUGAAUAUUAUUUUUUUAACUAAACUAUGCUUUUAUUAAAUUUUGAAUCUGCCAUAAAGAAUCUAAGAAAUAUUUAAUUUUUUUAUUUGUUAAGAUUUGCCCUGGUUGUGCCUACCUGAACUAUCUUGGGUUAAAGAUAAUUGACCUAACAUGGAAACGUUGGACUUUAUUUCUUGAAUAGUCCUAAAACCUGACAACAUACUUUUUAGGAAAAAUAGUGUUAUACCUAUUUUUGUAGUUAAUAGAUAUAUUUGAUACUGGAAUAGGGAGGCAAUACGUUCUGCCGUUUACUAAAUAUACAAAUUUGUUUUUUUUUUCAAUAUUUAACCGAAGCGAAAAAACUUUAUAUUACUAUGUAACUAAUCAUAAUCAUGGACAAUUUUUUUUAUCUAUAGACUAGAGCCGAGACUAAGAUCAAAUUGUUGUACAUCUUAAACUAAAUUCAUAAAAUAGUUAAGUGUUUAUUUUUAUAUCUCACAGUAGAUAGAAAUUCCAGCGUAUUUAUUAGGCUGUUUUAAAUAAAUUUUUAAAGUCGUAAUAAACAAUAUAAUUAUAUGUAUUAAAAAUAUCGAUGUUAUUAAAUGUGAACCUUGUAAAAACUAUUGUUGCAAAUUUAAAUUUUAAAAUAAAAAUUAUCAGUGUUUUGUAAA